This is a messenger RNA of Papilio polytes (common Mormon), 1277 nucleotides long. Its product is annotated as probable alpha-aspartyl dipeptidase. Bases 294 to 1130 code for a protein of 278 amino acids. The transcript has 3 exons. NCBI's taxonomy places the organism in Eukaryota, Metazoa, Arthropoda, Insecta, Lepidoptera, Papilionidae. Gene Ontology annotation, molecular function: serine-type peptidase activity. Gene Ontology annotation, biological process: proteolysis. The record is from RefSeq and is a predicted model, not a curated record.
UUGUCAAUGCAGAAUUUAUGCAAAAUGCAGUUUAUGAUUGGUUCAUGAAAUUAAAUGCAGGCAAUGAAAGAACAACGAUAAUCAUAAUAGGAAACUGCACUGAACAUCGUGUUUUCCACGGGGAAUUUUUAUAGAUUUUGGGGUUUUAAUUGUGUUUUUUGUAAAUAUCUUUGAAUUAUUAAAGUGCAAAAUAUCUAAGUUUUUCUAUCCUUGGAUUCUAAACCCACCUGAAUAUACUGUAAUCUAUAUCAAUGCGAAGUAAAAUAUGAUAAGUGCUAUCUUAAUAGGACUUAAUGUUAAUACAACGUAUAAUCAUUGUUGUAAACCGCAAAACGCCCCUCAGUAAGUUCCAACGUAUUCAUUUCGUACCAAAAUUAGUAAACCGCUGCAGAUAUUCUCAUUUCAAAAUGUCUCAAUGCCAAGCGUUAUUGCUCUCUUCCUCUAAUUGUCAUGGAUACUCCAUGUUGGAGUUUGCUAAAGAAGAAAUAUGCAAUCUCUUAGAAAAGAAUAAUAUUGAAGAUUUGCUGUUUGUACCUUAUGCGCAAAAGAACUAUGAUGAGUACACAAAAAAAAUAACAGAGGUUAUAGAACCUUGGGGCUUUUCAGUCUCUGGUUUACAUACAUAUGCAGAACCUAUGGAAGCAGUCAAUGAUGCUCAAGCAAUAUUCAUUGGUGGUGGUAACACUUUUAUGUUACUUGACACCCUUUAUAGCCAUAACUUAGUGUCUCUUAUUAGAGAGAGAGUAUUUGAAGGGAAAUUGGUAUACAUAGGAAGUAGUGCAGGCACUAAUGUGGCUACCACAAGCAUCCAUACAACUAAUGACAUGCCUAUAAUAUAUCCACCAUCUUUUGAAGCCAUUGGUUUGGUUCCUUUUAACAUCAACCCACACUAUAUUGAUAAGAGUGAAAAUGAAACUCAUAAAGGUGAGACAAGAGACCAAAGAAUUGGUGAAUAUAUGGAGAUGCCUCAUGCCAAAUCAGUUUUAGGAUUGAAAGAAGGUUCCAUAUUACAUAUUGAUGGGGACUGUCUAAUAUUAAAAGGUGUUGCUGGUGCAGUCUUGUUUGAAAAAGGAGGGAAGAAAACAGAAUAUAGUACUGGUGAUAAUGUAUCAUUUUUAUUAGAAGAGUGAAGCUAUAGUUAUAAUACUACAUGAGUUUUAAGAGAAUUAUUAUAAAUGUUUAUUAGAAAUCAUGUUAAUGUAAAGUAUACACUAUUCUAUAAAAAUAUGAAUUUAUUUGUCAUAUAUUUUACACUUAUAAAGACUUUAAAAAGCAUU